AUGGCGGAUCGGGCGGAGAUGUUUUCUCUUUCCACCUUUCACUCGCUUUCGCCGCCAGGCUGCAGGCCUCCCCAGGACAUAAGCCUGGAAGAAUUUGAUGAUGAGGACCUGUCUGAGAUCACCGAUGACUGUGGCCUGGGCCUCAGCUAUGACUCGGACCACUGCGAGAAGGACAGUCUCUCCCUGGGACGUUCGGAGCAGCCACACCCGAUCUGCUCCUUCCAGGAUGAUUUCCAGGAGUUUGAGAUGAUCGAUGACAAUGAAGAGGAGGAGGAGGAGGAGGAAGAGGAGGAGGAGGAGGAGGAAGAGGAGGAGGAGGAAGAGGAGGAAGGAGAAGGGGAGGGCAAGGAGGGAGGAGGCCCUGGUUCAGAGGCCCCUGCCCCAGAGGCCCUGAUCCCUUCCCCCUCCCUGGAGGAACCCCACAAGAACCGGCCCACCACUCUCCACCUGACUACGCUGGGAGCCCAGGACUCCCUGAACAACAAUGGAGGCUUUGCCCCAGCGCCUCCAGCUUCCUGGCAGGAGACAGUGCUGUGCUCUCCUCCCCAGGAGCCCCUCAGAGAGUCACCCGCCUCCCUCCAGCCCACAGACGCGAGCCCGUGCGGGGCACAGUCGCCUGUGCGCCCGGGUUGCGAUUGUGAAGGGAACCCACCGGCCGCGGCCCCCCCUGCGCCCUGUGGAGCCUCGCCCUCCUCAGAUCCUGGCAUCGAGGCUGACCUGGGAAGCCGCUCCAGCGGGGGCCGAGGAGGCCGGCGCAGCAGCCAGGAGCUGUCCUCGCCAGGCUCCGACUCGGAGGACGCAGGGGGCGCGCGCCUGGGGCGUAUGAUUUCGUCCAUCUCAGAGACCGAGCUGGAGCUGAGCAGCGACGGCGGCAGCAGCAGCAGCAGUGGCCGCUCCUCGCACCUCACCAACUCCAUCGAGGAGGCCUCAUCGCCUGCCUCCGAGCCGGAGCCCGAGCCCGAGCCUGAGGCCCCAUGUGAGCCCCCGCGUCGCCCCGCCUUCCUGCCCGUGGGCCCCGACGACACCAACAGCGAGUACGAGUCAGGGUCCGAGUCUGAGCCAGACCUCAGCGAGGACGCCGACUCGCCCUGGCUGCUCAGCAACCUCGUGAGCCGCAUGAUCUCCGAGGGCUCCUCACCCAUCCGCUGCCCCGGCCAGUGCCUGUCUCCUGCGUCGCGUCCUUCCGGGGAGCCCUCGUCGCCCGCGGGUGGGACCAUGGAGGCCCCUGAGGCGGCUGCAGGGCCAGGCGGCGUGGAGCUGGUGGACAUGGAGACGCUGUGCGGGCCACCGCCCCCCGCGCCCUCUGCACCUCGGCCUGGCCCCGCCCAGCCCGGGCCCUGCCUCUUCCUCAGCAACCCCACGCGCGACACCAUCACGCCGCUGUGGGCCGCUCCAGGCCGCAGCGUCCGUCCGGCCCGCGCCUGUUCCGCCGCCUGCUCAGAGGAGGACGAUGAGGACGAAGAGGAGGAAGAUGAUGCUGAUGACAAGGUGGGGCCCCCUGGCGGCAGGGGCGUGGGCCCCGCUGCGCCGCUGGACGCCUCGCUGGUGUAUGACGCGGUCAAGUACACGCUGGUGGUGGACGAGCACACGCAGUUGGAGCUGGUAAGCCUGCGGCGCUGCGCUGGCCUGGGCGAGGACAGCUCGGAGGACAGCGGUGGCGAGGCCAGCGAGGAAGAGACGGCGGCCACACUUCUGGGUGGUGGUCAGGGCCCGGAGGAUGCCUCCCCAGACAGCCCUGACCUCACCUUCUCUAAGAAGUUCCUCAAUGUCUUUGUCAACAGCACAUCUCGUUCUUCCAGCACGGAGUCCUUUGGUCUUUUUUCCUGCUUGGUCAAUGGGGAGGAGAAAGAGCAAACCCAUCGGGCUGUCUUCAGGUUCAUCCCUCGCCAUCCGGAUGAGCUGGAGCUGGAUGUGGAUGACCCGGUGUUGGUGGAGGCUGAGGAGGAUGAUUUCUGGUUCCGUGGCUUCAACAUGCGCACAGGGGAGCGUGGGGUCUUCCCCGCCUUCUACGCCCAUGCGGUGCCCGGCCCCGCCAAGGACCUGCUGGGGAGCAAGCGGAGUCCCUGCUGGGUGGAGCGCUUCGACGUGCAGUUCCUGGGCUCUGUAGAGGUACCCUGUCACCAGGGCAAUGGCAUCCUGUGUGCAGCCAUGCAGAAGAUUGCUACUGCCCGGAAGCUGACUGUCCACCUGCGUCCUCCUGCCUCCUGUGACCUUGAGAUUUCCCUUCGGGGGGUCAAGCUGAGUCUAAGCGGAGGACCUGAGUUCCAGCAUUGCAGUCACUUCUUCCAGAUGAAGAACAUCUCCUUCUGUGGCUGCCAUCCCCGCAACAGCUGCUAUUUUGGCUUCAUCACCAAACACCCUCUGCUGAGCCGCUUUGCCUGCCACGUCUUUGUCUCCCAGGAGUCCAUGAGGCCCGUGGCCCAGAGUGUGGGCCGCGCCUUCCUGGAGUACUACCAGGAGCACCUGGAGUACGCCUGCCCCACAGAGGACAUCUACCUGGAGUAGCUGCUCGCCGCUCCCCGGCUGCGGGGGCAGCUGGGGCUGGGCGUGUCUCCAGAAGCCGCCGUGGCUUUGGCAAGAACUGGA
Neomonachus schauinslandi (Hawaiian monk seal) is the source of this 2586-nucleotide messenger RNA. RefSeq names its product mitogen-activated protein kinase 8 interacting protein 2 (gene MAPK8IP2). The transcript is spliced from 12 exons. Gene Ontology annotation, cellular component: cytoplasm. NCBI's taxonomy places the organism in Eukaryota, Metazoa, Chordata, Mammalia, Carnivora, Phocidae. Gene Ontology annotation, biological process: regulation of JNK cascade. The record is from RefSeq and is a predicted model, not a curated record. The coding region runs from base 1 to 2505 and encodes 834 amino acids. Gene Ontology annotation, molecular function: protein binding.